UUAGGAUAAACACGAAGAGUUAAAACCGGGCACACGGAUCGAAGGUCGACAGCGCAACCGCUCGGCUAAAAGCGCACGAUUGAGUAGAACAAGUGCGCGCAAUUGAGUUGACCGCUCGAUUUAAUACGAGUACACUGUACAAGUGCAUUGUCGAAAGAGUCGUGCGUGUAGGAGGAUCGUUGCUGUGGAAACGAAAUAAUCUUCGCGUCUCCGGGAUUUGAUCGCCAUCAUCAUGAACUUCUUGUUGGAGACGCUGUGGGUUCUCGCCAGGUCGCUGUUCUACUGUUUAGAGUCGCUCGUGCGAUUUAUUAUACCGGUCCGGAGGAAGAAUGUUUCAGGGGAACUGGUGCUGUUAACCGGGGCGGGCAGCGGGAUCGGGCGCAUGAUGGCCUUGGAGUUCUCGCGCCUGGGUGCGCGCCUAGUGCUGUGGGAUAUCAACGAGGAGGGCAACAAUGAGACGGCGCGCAUGGUUCGAGACAUGCACGGGGGGCGCGCGUACGCGUACACCUGUGACUGCAGCGACCGGGAGGAGGUGUACAGGGUCGCGAGUCAGGUAAAGCGUGAGGUUGGUGACGUCAACAUUUUGGUCAACAAUGCAGGAAUUGUCACUGGGAAGAAGUUCAUGGAUUCUCCUGAUGCUCUGAUUGAGAAGACUAUGGAGGUCAACAGCCUCGCUCACUUCUGGAUGUAUAAGGCUUUUCUCCCCGCAAUGAUUGCUGCUAAUCACGGUCAUCUGGUCAGCAUUGCGAGUUCUGCUGGACUGAUUGGAGUCAAUGGACUGGCAGACUAUUGUGCAAGUAAAUUUGCCGCGGUUGGCUUCGCUGAGUCGAUGGCUCUGGAGCUGUUGGCCUCUGGCUGUGAAGGAGUGAAGACCACCAUAGUCUGCCCCUUCUUCAUUAACACUGGCAUGUUUGAAGGCGCUAACACAAAGUGGCCAAGACUCAUGCCUAUUUUAGAACCAGAGUAUGCAUGCCGGAAAAUUGUGGAAGCUGUUCAAAAGGAACAGUUUUAUCUGUACAUGCCUCGUAGCAUCUACAUCGCCCUUGCGUUGAAGAAUUUAUUUCCCACUAAAAUCGGUGUGCUGCUUGGUGAAUAUCUGGGAGCGUUCAACUUCAUGGCUAAGUUCAAAGGUCAUGGAAAAAAGAGCGACUGAUCUCAGCCAUUGAAAAAUAUUGAGAAACAACCAUCUGAGAGGAAGUGAUGUCGUGUCCUCCUAGGCAACAUACAUAAACAAGUAUGAAGGACUGCUUUUUCAACUUUAUAACAGUUGAUAAUUCAACCUGACAAAUUCGAUAAGCACUUACUCUAUGUUUUCUGCACUUCGGUUAUAACCAUCACACCACAAACAUUUAAAGCUUAUCUUGUUGAAGUUUUUAAAGAAGAAUGUUGGAUACAGACUCACAUACAAAAUAAUAAGAUAAUGUUAUUACGUUUACAAAGCUUUAUAUUAGAUUAUUGCAAAUCAUGUGUCAUAUUUAGUACUAUGUUGUUGCAUUAAUCUCCUAAACUGAAGUAUCCUGUUGUAUCUCAAGUAUUUUAUAAUUUAAACUAUUUUAUGACUGAUAGAUUGUAUGAAGGAAUGUGAAUGUCAAUCAUCCAUUAUGAAUUUUAAUUAUACUUGCCUUUAUUUGUAUUUUGGCUAAUAUUAACACAUUUAAACAUAUGUCUAACUAGA
Molecule: messenger RNA, 1675 nt
Organism: Triplophysa dalaica
Lineage: Eukaryota; Metazoa; Chordata; Actinopteri; Cypriniformes; Nemacheilidae
Gene: sdr16c5b
Product: short chain dehydrogenase/reductase family 16C, member 5b
Exons: 6
Coding region: 233-1153 (306 amino acids)
Cellular component (GO): lipid droplet
Molecular function (GO): oxidoreductase activity, acting on the CH-OH group of donors, NAD or NADP as acceptor
Source: RefSeq, a predicted model, not a curated record